AUGAACAACAAGAGGAUGACUUCUUCUCAGAAUCAGAAUUUUUCGGAUGACUCCCACUUUGCGUACCGACAUGCCUAUGCGAGGCAGCAGCUUGUCUCGUUGUAUAGUCAAAAUGGCAAUUCUCCUCCUGUCAUAUCUGCCAUUUACAUAAUGAUUCCCUUCCUCCUCUGUGAACCCAUCCGGACACCUUUCCAGUUUUUGCUCAACAGUGUGCAUCAAGCCACGGACUCAGAUCACCAGACUAAGACCUCAGCACUGACAAAUGUGCACCACUUUCCAAGUACCACGAGAGAUACCAACGGAGAUACCACCAGAGGCACCAGCAGAGACAGCAGCAGAGACAACAGAGUGACCAGCAGAGCCACCAUUAGUGUCACCAACAAAGACACCAACGACACUACCAGUGUCACCACCAGAGAGACAGAAACCAAUCGACCCAACAAGUCCAACAAAACAACCAACUACAUCCCACCAAUGCCCACCACACCACCCAUCAACACAACCAACCAACCCUCCUCCCCACCAUACAUCCUCCUACUCACCCUCCUCCCCCCCUCAAAUCCAUCAACAUAA
Aspergillus sclerotioniger CBS 115572 is the source of this 573-nucleotide messenger RNA. RefSeq lists its product as uncharacterized. The record is from RefSeq and is a predicted model, not a curated record. The coding region runs from base 1 to 573 and encodes 190 amino acids. The transcript is spliced from 2 exons. NCBI's taxonomy places the organism in Eukaryota, Fungi, Ascomycota, Eurotiomycetes, Eurotiales, Aspergillaceae.